UUUAUGUUUGCGCAGUCGUGGAGAGUAUCAUGAGGGGCGAGGUCGUCGGAAUGACACCAAGGAGGUCGAGGUCAUCGACUGCUCUGACGCACGCACUGGUCGUGCCCAGACCAGGAAGGAGGUCUCGUGGUCGUCCGGGUAACAACACAGCACAAUUGCAAACAACUCCGAGAGUUCAGAGUCCGAUAUCUCAACAUUUGGAGAAAGAUAAAAGCACAACUACAAGGUACAACAAUCGUAGAAGGCGAAUAAGCGAAGGCGUUAACAAAACAGAAAAGGAUAACGAGCCUGUUUUAUCGUCGUCAACUAGACAAGAGGAUCGAGAAAACAAGGGGCCCCCCACUGCGACAGGUAGAUUUUCUGCCAAUCGUAUAUCGCGUUCUACGUUGGAAGAAACAAACAGUGGUGGUACCGGUAGCGCGACGAAAUUGCGAAAACGUGCUGUUACGUUACGCAGUUUAUUGGAAAGUGUAACUAAACGAACUGUUAGAAGGAAAUUGAGACCGUGCGUGCAAAAGGGAAAAAAGGAUAACGAAGAAUUAGAUCGUAGGCGUACUAGCGUAGUUAAAACUAACGAAACUAAAGGGGAAGAGGAAGAGGAAGAGGAGGAAGAAGAAGAACAAGAAGAAGAAGAAGAAGAAGAAGAAGAAGAAGAAGAAGAAGAAGAGGAAGAAGAGGAACGUCUUAGUAGUAAUAAAUCUGAAGAAGAAGAAGAAGAAGAAGAAGAAGAAGAAUCUGAACAUACGGAAGAAGAAGAAAAACACGAACAACACAACGAUCCCUUAUCAAAAAGACUGAAAACAAGUCCGAUUGGUCGAAAGUUAAGAUCGGAUCAACGUAAGUCGAAAAACUCGGAAGAAUCUUUGGUGGAUCGUGUAAAUCCGAUUGAACAGCAGAACACAAGAGAAGAAGAGAGACAAAAGAAAGAGGAGGAGCAGAAGGAGGAGGAGGAGGGGCAAGAGGGGGAGCCGGAGAAGGAGGAAGAAGGUGUAAAAAGGCGGUUGGACAAGUCAGAGGAAGACAAGGAAAGUCAGUCGAGAGAACGAGAUCAGGAACCGGAGCCCCCACCUUUGGAUGAUAGACUCGAUCCCGGGGUUAAGGUUACUUCGGAGAAUCCUGAGAUCACGUUAGAUGGACAACAGAACCCAAAUAAGAACAUUACGGAUGAGUCAAUUGUCGUGAAUGGCUCUAUCGUUGAUUCGGAUUUCGAGAGGAGUAAGAAGAAGAAGAAGAAGGAGGAGGAGGUGGCAGCAACAGCAGCAGAUAGCAUUGAAAGUAAAUCGUUAAAGUUGUCGCCGAGAUCGUCCAGGUCGUCGACAACGACGACGACGACGACUGUGGCGAAGGGUUUUGUCGAAGGGGAGGGGGAAGGAGGCGGAGGAGGAGUAGGAGAGGGUGGUGAGGGUGGAGAAGCCGAGGCUGGGGCCGAGCCUGAGGAGGAAUCCAAGAGGAAAAAGGACGGCGAGGAAAGACCGAAAAACGAUUGGAAAAAGGAUAGGAAAGAGGAGAAGGAAGAGGAGGAAGUUAAAGUUGAGGAUCGUGGGGCGCAAGAACGAUCACCUCGAAGAACCGUGCCAAACAACGCCGAGCUAGGCACGGAAGAUAGCGUGGGUAGUGUUAGCGUUGAGUCGGUCGUCGAGCUGCUGGAGUCGAGUAGUCAGGACUCAGGCUCCGUGCUGGAGAGGCUGAGUCCACUUAGCAGCGGUGGCGGCGGCGCUGGGAGGCAGAACAAUUUGCUCCUCGAACAGCAACGGGAGCAAGAACGUAGUCGGCACAACGAGAGCCCUGUCAUUCUAGCCGAAAAAUUAAACAAGCCUCCACCGCCGGUCGCCGGCCAUCAUCAUCAUCAUCACCACCAGUAUCACCAUCAGCAACAACAACAACAACAACAACAACAACAGCAACAACAACAGCAACAACAACACCAACAACAGCAACACCUACAACAGCACCAACCGCAGGGACAGCAACAACAACAAGCGCACCAACAGCAACAACAAUCCUAUCACCAUCAUCCGGCGUAUCAUCAUCAGCAGCAACAGCAACAGCAACAGCAACGAUACUCGGCCGAUAGUCCGGUAAUCCAUCAUCCUCUCUAUCACCAACAACAACAACAACAAUCAAGUGGAAGUCAGCAUAGACAACAAUUAGCGAGUAGUCCGCAACAAGUUCACCAGCAUCAUCAUAAUUUAAGUUCGAGGGGGCGAUGA
This is a messenger RNA of Polistes canadensis, 2210 nucleotides long. Its product is annotated as calponin homology domain-containing protein DDB_G0272472-like. The record is from RefSeq and is a predicted model, not a curated record. Bases 30 to 2210 code for a protein of 726 amino acids. Gene Ontology annotation, molecular function: transcription coactivator activity; chromatin DNA binding. The transcript has 6 exons. Lineage: Eukaryota; Metazoa; Arthropoda; Insecta; Hymenoptera; Vespidae.